This is a messenger RNA of Limanda limanda (common dab), 5360 nucleotides long. RefSeq lists its product as uncharacterized. The transcript is spliced from 2 exons. The record is from RefSeq and is a predicted model, not a curated record. Gene Ontology annotation, cellular component: nucleus. NCBI's taxonomy places the organism in Eukaryota, Metazoa, Chordata, Actinopteri, Pleuronectiformes, Pleuronectidae. The coding region runs from base 267 to 2777 and encodes 836 amino acids.
AGCUGCUCGGCUAGCGGUGUGAACAAGCGGCAGCGUCACGUCCGAAAAACAGAUUUCAAACCAACCUGUUGACUCUGGAUCGUUUACUAAAGAGCCACAGGGACCCCCACGACCCCCAGCCUGGCCACAGACGUCUUGGGUGUCACCUCACUGCCGGGUCGGCCUUCCCUCUGAUGAGCCGGCUCCUGACGUCAGGUGGAAGAUGGAUGUUUCCUCCACCGUGUAGCUGCAGCCUGUGAACCAGGGGGUGGAUCCAUCGCUGCCACAUGAACAGCUCGACCCCUCUGCUCAACAUGAAACCCGUCAGCUACCAGAGCAUGCCGUCAUCCGUGGGCGCCGGACGCCAGGACCUGGCCCUGGACCGCGUGCUGAGCGCCCCCAAGGUGAUGUACUGCGAGAAGUGCGGCUUCGCCUCCAUGGACGUGGCGGUGUUCAAGAAGCACAUGAUCGAGCACAUGGGCGCCAGGUUUUACUGCUUCUACUGCAACAACGUCUCGUCCAGUGAGGCCGAGUUGAAAGUGCACCUGAAGCAGCACACGUCCAAGUAUCCGUUCACGUGUCCCCACUGCGGACAGGGCUACAUGCGGAGGCUGUGUCUCGUGAAGCACAUUGACCGUCUUCAUAGUAAAAGCAUCAGCCAAGGACCAGCAAAGCCCGGCACGACUUUAAUUUCCCCCGCGCCUGUGUCCAGUGCCUUAUCGAGCCUGUCCUCUGCUGAUCCAACACCACCCUGGCCAACUGUCCGGGUGACCGUACCUGCUCUGAGUGCACCUGCAACCAGACUGGAUAAAGACCAACAGAGAGGGAAAACCGUGGACACUAUUAUAUCAAAUGCCUCUAAUGGAAACACAGAACUUUUUUCUCCUUUUAAUGGACUCAUACAGUACAACAGGUCUCUAACUGUUUCUCUCCCGGAGGAAAUAACAAUCCCUGCAGGCUGCUUGGUUGAACUUGUUGAGGUGAAAACUGUAAAUGGGACAAAAGAGCUAAAACUGAGGCUCGUCUCUCAACAAGAUAACAAGUCUGUGAUCAAAGAUGUAAGGCCGACAGUCUGUCAGAGCACCACACAGGGAAAGCCUUUAGCAUCCACAUUAAACCAUCAGUCUUCUACAAUGAAGUCUGCAAGCAUGGGGAUGUGCACAGUAAACAGGACGCAGUGUGAAACAAAGAUGGUGAAUGUGGAGCGUCCUGCUGCUGUCCCAGUCAGUAUUUCCAAUAACCUCCCGAAUCAAGCGAGCAAAGAAAAGGUUGGAUUCAAAAGAAAGUCGCCAGAAAUAAUCCACCGGGAGUGGAAACCAGUCAUUCCAGAUAAGAUUCCCAAAACUAUCCCCAGUCCUAUUAGAGAAGGGAAUAGUGGGAUGAGAGUUGCACAACGAGAACCUCUAAAUCUUAAAGCAGCCGCUCCCACUGUUAUCUCCCCCAGGGUUGCCAACAGGUUGACUAGCACCCUGCAUCCAGACUCCAAGGGGACAAGUGUUUCCCAGAGAGCGGUGGAAGAGAGGAUGAAUUUAAUUCCAGAACCUUCCAAUAGCAUCCCAGCCCAGAGAGCAAGCGACACAAAAAGCCUUCCUCAAGAGGGGUCGGUGGCGGUGAAGCUGGAACCCGGAGAGAUCCGCCUCAGGAACGACACUGUCUCGAAAAUAAAGACGGAGACAGUGGGCGUGAACCAGCAACGUGUGACAUCCCUGAGCAUUGUCAUUCCCUCACCUGCCAAAGUGAGACCUCCAGCAGUUUCACCGUGUAAAGAUAACUUCGUCCCAAAUCAGUCUUUUCCAGCGCACAGGACUCUAAAUGGGCGCUCAUCAGCCAAAACCUCUGUGCUUUCAAAUAAUACAACGUCUAAGAACUCAGCCUGGACCCAGGAAGUGAGAUCCCGUGAGAGAGCAGGAGAAAGAGACGUGCCAGAUCCUGAGAGCUUUCCAAUAAUUUCCUCUGUGUUUUCGUUAAGUCAACAACCAGGAGAGGUGCAGGGCUCCAUCCAGCCGCUGGUGAUGGCUCUGCGCGGCAUCGUGAUGGAUAAAAGCAACAGCUCUGGCAGUUCACAUCCUCAAGGUCAAGUCAAGAUAAUAAAAGGAGUCGAGCAGGUGAGAAAAGCGCCGACAUCGGGGUUCCGUGCUCAGGUGGCUGCGAAGGAAGGACCCAUCAUCCUUGACCCUUUACCUACGGAGCGGUGCAUUGACUCUGUGAAAGUAGAGGAGCAGAAGGACGUCCAGCAUCACCCUGCACUGACCAACCUCCAUGUCGAAGUCAAGGAGGAAAAGAAUAUUACGACCACUCCAACAGACACUCCUCUUGAUUCAAAACCCCCGACGGAUCCGGGAUCUGUUUCUGAGAGUGCAGCAUACGUGGACGCGUCCGUGGGUACAGAGACUCUGCAGUUUGUGGAAAAGACCGAGUACGACAUCUCCAAGUUCCUCACUGUCUCUCUGAAGAGGGUCCAAGUAGGCGUGUGGAAGAAAAACAGGAAAGGACUGAAACUAAGAAUUUCCAAAUGUAAGACUCGUUUACCUGUGGUCAGUGUUGCUGAUUGUGCAGUUAUUUACCCGAUGCCGCUGAGGGAGGACCAGCUGGUGAAGAGACCGGGCCCCAACCAGCCCGUGGUGGUACUGAACCACCCGCACCCCCGGGCCCCGGUAACGGGAGCGAGAGCGGACACUAUCGCCCACACAGGAGCCUCUGAGGGGGGUCCGAAAUGCCAAAUCUUAAAAAUGCGGCUCAGCAAAGUGAUGGGGCAGAAAUAUGAGGUGAUGGGGUGCACUGUCGGAGUCUUUCCAUGAGUGUAGAGGACAAAGUAUCACUGGAAAGAAUUGUACAUUUAUAAGGAAAGGACAAGUAUUACGAUGGGAAAAUACUGAUUUACAUUCAUGAUGUUAUAUGUUUGUCUGUAUAGGCAUGGGAUAUGGAUUGUUGAAGUGCAAUGCAGUUAUGUCUGCUUUGGGGGGAUGUUUUUAAAUGGACCAUCUGCUGUAGUAGAUUCUGUCAGUAAUACACAGAUGUUAGGAGCUGUCUCAGAAGUUUGACAAACCAGUAGAUCUGCCGGAGGCCUAAACGCAUGCUGUUUAUUUAAGAUAUCUUAAUUUAUUUUUGCGUAGGUUAUAUGUCCUGGUUCUUGCGGCCCCUACAGGACUUGGUACAUGCAGCACACCUUGGAUGAGUCUUUCAGAAAAUCAUGCCAUAUCCAGUACAAACAAAGCCACGAGUUGGGGCCAUUUUUAAUGAUGAAAAAAAAAAAUCAGUGGACGGCAAAAAGUAAUGAUCAAUUGUUUGUAAGGAUAAUUAGUGAAAUCUUUUGGGGAAAAGUAGCACAUGCAGCUCACAAAACUCUGCAGUGAUUUGAGGUUUUAUUCAAGUAUUAAUUCCUCUUUUUCUGUUUUCACAUUAACAGAGCAGUACAAAAGGAAAACAGAAUCCCUUUACAGUCAUCACAUAUCAGCCCUACAUAGACAAACGGAGCCCUUCACAAGCCUGUAAAAAGCCCCCGUGUCUGGUCAUCACCUGGAUGACGACAUUUCAUUCAAAGUUGCCUGAGAAAGUGGGUUGUCCUUGAGUGUUCUGUGUUUUUUUAUGUGAAGCUCUCUGCAUAUUUGUUUAAAUGCCGGGAUGGUUUUUUGUUUGAUGGUGUGUUCAGGCAACUGUAACAUGAGCAAUUCAUAUUUUUUAAACGGUCAUCAAGUCCAUUUCAUGCACAGUGCCCCGUUUUCCAACCAGAACUUUGAUGGUCAUUCAUGAUGACAAAGCUGAAUGUUUUUGACUUUCCCACGUAGCCAGGAGUCCCUGAAUGCAACAGUACCGUUAGUUUCUUUGAGGCCUGAGCCUUAAAGUCCCUUAUACACGGGAAAAAGAAAGAUGAGCUUCUUAAAUGCUUCUUUCUGUUUAAACCAUAACUUAAAGCUGGGAUUGGUCAUCCUGGAAAGAGCAGGCUACCCUCUGAAAAAAGGCAACCUAUACCCAUCUUCACCCAUCAGCCCUCACCUCAAGGCUACGGCCCCAGAACAUAUGAACGUACACUGGCCAUAGUCUCUGCUCCAGCUGUGUAUGUUUGCCUGGCUGAAGACUCCAGUCACGUGCGAGCACAGUUUUGCCAAGGCCGCAGACACUAGCUCUCUUUUCUUGUCUUUUUUCCCUCGACUUUAUGUAUUGAUUGCUAUCAGGAACAAUACGACAGAGUGUUUCAGAAACAACUUGCUAACCCCACCUUUCAAAGGGUAAAAGUCUUAAAGAGUCAUUGUAAAUGUUUAUUUUAUUAUUCAGUCUCAUUUUAACCUGCACUUACUGAUACUUAUAUACUUUUUUUAAACGUUUGCUGUGUGUGUUUUAAUGGAUCAGAAAAUGUAAUUAUGAUAGAUUUAAAAACUUGAGCAACAGCCUGAGAAACAAGUGUUAAUUCCAUGAAACCCUGUUGGUUCACCGUUUCUCACUCUGCAGUACAAUUUGCUUUGUAGCCAUCAGGCAGAAAAAAACCAGAGGAGCCUGAAUCAAUGCUUUAAAGGUUGAGUGUGUAGAAUUUAAUGACAUCUAGGGUUGAAGUUGUGUUUUGCCGCUGAACGCCCUCACCUCACCCUCUUCUUCCAAACAUGGAGAACCUGUGGAAACCUUCAGUUGUCAUUAAAAACUCAAAAGUGUUUAGUUUGUCUAGUCUGGGCUACUGUAAAAAAAGCAUGGCAGCCUCCGCAGAGAGGACCCGCUCUGAUGUAAAUAUAAAGUCUUUAAAUAUAAAGAGCUCAUUCGAGGAUCAAGAAAACUUCAAUUUAUUCAAUUCAGAUGAACACACUCUAGUGAAAACAUCACUAGGAUUAUUCUAUAAUCAAUUUCUGCCAAUAGAUCCCUUUCACCUAAAUCUUAAACACUGAACUGCCUUAUGACUAAAGGUAUAUGUAAUGACUUUGGUGAUUCUCGGGCGCUCAAUCGUUUAAAAACUCAUUGCACAAAAACAUGAAGAAGGCUGCUGGGGUUGUUCUGUCCUGAUACUCUGCGGAUCUGCUUCUCUUCUUCACGGCAGCAUCACUACAGCCGUGUGUUCCUGUUCAUACUGUAGUCAUGAUGAUGUAUGAUGGGCUGGACCUAUGACUGAGUCAAUAGGUGUUGGUUGCCCAGAGAUUUUAUUGUGUAUAUACUUAAUAAUAUAAACCGUGAUGACAUGUAAAUUGCUCAGUAGGGAGCAGCUAACGUUCCACUGCUUCUUGUGCAACAGCAGUGAUGCUGUGAUCUACUUUUCUCACAUGUCAGCAUGUGAAGCUGCCUCUGUCUCUGUUAUUAUAUGUAAUUUUUUUCAUUUUUCUUUGCUUGGCCUUUUAUCCCGUCCUCAUUUCUCUGGACAUUUCCUCAUGUUCCAGAUAAAGCAAUUUUUCGGUUUUACUACA